Messenger RNA from Euleptes europaea (tarantolino), 3335 nucleotides. It is a transcript of the gene TMPRSS9, whose product is annotated as transmembrane serine protease 9. The transcript is spliced from 19 exons. The coding region runs from base 1 to 3315 and encodes 1104 amino acids. Gene Ontology annotation, molecular function: serine-type endopeptidase activity; protein binding. Gene Ontology annotation, biological process: proteolysis. NCBI's taxonomy places the organism in Eukaryota, Metazoa, Chordata, Lepidosauria, Squamata, Sphaerodactylidae. The record is from RefSeq and is a predicted model, not a curated record.
AUGGACCCGCAAGCUGUAUCUGUGAAGCCGGUGCCGGGCGAAGAAAAAGGGCAAGGGGGGGUGGGUAGCGGGAAGUGCUGCAAGGUGACCGUAGCCACCGUCCUUGUGAGCGCAGUCACUGCUGUGUCUGCUGGGAUCCUAAUGGCCUUCCAUUUGAAACAAGAGUUCCUCUCGGAGCAUCUGGUGGAGCUACGAGGGAUCCGGUACGACAGCAGCCUGCAGUUUCAGGACUCUGACUAUCACCGCACGUUGACCCCUAUCCUGGAGAGGCUGUUUAAAAGCAGCUUUCAGAACUCAACCCUGGAAGGAAGCUGUUUGAGAUGCUCCAUCUUGCAGUACAGGAAAAGCAAUUCCAGUGUGAUCGUCCGCUUUCGCCUCUGGUUCUCCAAGCAGCUGCUCAGCCCAGGCUUAGAAGAAGAGGUGCUCAGGCGGGGGCUGGCAGCCACCCUGGACAAACAGGGGGUUCCUCUGGCUGCCUACGGUAUCAUUUCUUCAGCCGUCCUGACAGGGCCACGCAAUGUCUCUCCUGCUGGGAUCAUCCUAAAAUCAGGCAGCUGUGCUGGGAACGCCUUUGCCUGCCAUGACGGCCAGUGUGUGGCCGUGGAAAACGUGGAAUGCGACGACCGCCGGCACUGUCUGGACGGCUCCGAUGAGGCUGAGUGUGACUGUGGCAUUAGGCCUGCCCUGCAGAUGGCUAACCGGAUUGUUGGGGGCUCGGAGGCCUUGCGGGGGGAAUUCCCCUGGCAGGUCAGUCUGCGGGAGAAUGGCGAACACUUCUGCGGGGCGACCAUUCUGUCAGCGAGGUGGCUGGUGUCUGCUGCUCACUGCUUUAACGAGCUUCAGGACCCCGGCGCCUGGACAGCCUACGUGGGCAGCAUCUGGCUGACCAACACCGGCAGCAACCCUGCCAAGGCCAGCGUGGAGCACAUCGUGAGACACCCCUCCUACAACACCGAAACGGCCGACUACGACGUGGCCCUACUGCAUCUGGCUGACCCCCUGGCCUUCACAAAAUUCAUCCAGCCCGUGUGCCUGCCGGCCGCCAGCCACAUCUUCCCUCCGGGCAAAAAGUGCCUCAUCUCAGGGUGGGGUUACCUCAAGGAGGACUUUUUGGUGAAGCCAGAGCUCCUCCAGAAGGCCACGGUGGAGCUUCUGGACCAGACCCUCUGUGCCAGUUUGUACACCAACGCCCUCACCGACAGGAUGCUUUGUGCCGGCUACUUGGAGGGGAAAGUUGACUCCUGCCAGGGCGAUUCCGGGGGUCCGUUGGUCUGCAGAGAACCCUCCGGACGCUUCUUCUUGGCAGGCAUCGUGAGCUGGGGGAUUGGCUGUGCAGAGGCCAAGCGCCCUGGAGUCUAUACUCGGGUAACCAAGCUCAGGGACUGGAUCCUUCACACUAUGGCCACGUUCACGCCUCCGACGACCAUCCCGACGACUGUUUCCACGAUGCCGCACAACACUUCCCUUCCCGAGGGGUCAAGCACCAUCGGCGAGCAACGCCCCAGCUCCAGCACUGCCCCGAGCAGGCCGUCCACUGCCACGAGCAGGCCGGUGACGUGCGGCCGGAGACCGGCCUUCUCCAAGCCUGUCAAAAUUGUGGGUGGACUAGACGCCUCCCGAGGGGAAGUGCCUUGGCAGGUCAGCCUGAAGGAGGGGCUGCGGCACUUCUGCGGGGCCACCGUCAUUGGGGACCGCUGGCUGCUCUCAGCCGCGCACUGCUUCAAUCACACCAAGCCAGAGUACAUCACCGCCUACACAGGCGCCACUUUGCUGUCGGCGGUGGAGAGCAGCUCCGUGAAGGUCAGCGUCAAGCGGGUGGUGCUGCAUCCCUCCUACAACCCUCUGCUGCUGGACUUCGACGUGGCUGUCCUGGAGCUGGCCAGGCCCCUCCUCUUCGGCAAAUACAUCCAGCCCAUCUGUCUCCCGCUCGCCAUCCAUAAGUUCCCCGUGGGCAAGAGGUGCUCCAUCUCCGGCUGGGGCAGCGUCCGGGAAGGCAACACCACCAAGCCCGAGAACCUGCAGAGAGCCUCCGUAAGCAUCAUCGACCAGAAGACCUGCAACGUCCUGUACAACUUCUCCCUCACAGAGCAAAUGAUCUGUGCCGGGUACCUGGAGGGGAGGGUGGAUUCCUGCCAGGGUGACUCUGGCGGACCCCUGACAUGCGAGGAGACGCCUGGUGUGUUCUACCUGGCAGGGCUGGUGAGCUGGGGGGCCGGCUGUGCCCAGCCUCGGAAGCCGGGGGUGUACACCCGGAUCACCAGGCUCAAAGGCUGGAUCCUGGACACCAUCUCACCCCACCCCAGCCCCACCCUCACAUCCACCGCCAAGACCGUGGCUGGCACCACCUCCAGCUUACCCGGCACUACCCAAACGACUAGCCAGAUAGCCACAGAUCCAAGCACCAGCGCUCGCACCCUAUCUACACCAGUAACAAGCACGCCAAAGAUGACCCAGUUCCCAGCUGUGCCGUGCACCACCACUACUUUCAAGUGCUCCAGCAAAGUCUGCAUCGGGAAAGCGAACCCCGAGUGCGACGACGUCGUGGACUGCAGCAACGGCCGGGACGAGUGGAACUGCACUUGCGGCUUGAUCCCCACGACAGCCUUCGGAAAGAUAGUGGGGGGCAGCGGAGCGGCCCGUGGGGAGUGGCCAUGGCAGGUGAGCCUGUGGCUGCGGAGGAAGGAGCACAAAUGCGGGGCAGUCGUGAUCGGCGAGCGGUGGCUGCUUUCGGCAGCUCAUUGCUUCGACAUUUACAGCGACCCCAAGAUGUGGCUUGCCAUCCUGGGGACGCCGUUCCUGAGUGGCCUCGACGGACGAGUGGAGAAAAUCCACCAUAUCCACCGGCACCCGUUUUACAACGUCUACACGCUGGACUACGACGUGGCCCUCCUGGAGCUGGCCUUCCCGCUGCGUUACACCAGCACCAUCAAGCCCAUCUGCAUGCCGGACAGCUCCCACAUCUUCAGCGAAGGGGCGCGGUGCUUCAUCACCGGCUGGGGCUCCACAAAGGAGGGCGGCCUGAUGUCCAAGCACUUGCAAAAGGCUGCUGUGAACCUGAUCGGAGAGCGAGACUGCAAGAAGUACUACCCCAUCCAGAUCAGCGGCAGGAUGGUGUGCGCUGGCUUUCUGCAGGGCACAGUCGACAGCUGCUCGGGCGAUGCAGGCGGACCCUUAGCCUGCAAAGAGCCCUCGGGGAGGUGGUUCCUGGCGGGCAUCACCAGCUGGGGCUACGGCUGCGCCCGGCCUUUCUUCCCCGGCGUUUACACAAGAGUGACAGCGGUGCGGGGUUGGAUCAGGCAGAAUCUCAAGGUGUGAGCCUCCGCGCCACUCAGGGA